AUGCGCCAGCUCUUCAAGCUGACGUCGAGCGACGGCCGCGGCGAGACCAAGGCCCCGGCCGUCUUCUCCUGGGAGCCCAAGGGCAACUUCCUCGCGACGGGCGGCGGCUCGGGCGUCGUGCACGUCUGGGACCGCCACGGCGAGCACUGCUACGAGAUCUCGCUGACGACGACGAGCCCCGUGUCGGCCCUCGAGUGGGACAAGGACGGCGACUGCCUCGCCAUCCUCCAGGAGGGCCAGGGCCUCAUCCCCAUCUGGGACAUGCAGUACCGCGAGGUCACGCGUUUAGAUACGGCGCUCAAGGACCCGAGUUACAUGAAGUGGAGCCGGAGCGGCCCCCAGCUCGUCAUCGGCACGGCCAAGGGCAACGUCAUGGUCUACAACCGCCACAGCCGCAAGAAGGUCAACGUGCUGGGCAAGCACCCGCGGCGCAUCUCCUGCGGCGCGUGGUCCAAGGACAACCGGCUCGCGCUCGGCUCCGACGACUGCACGCUGACGCUGAGCAACGAGCAGGGCGACACCAUGGAGCAGACGGAGCUCAAGCACGCGCCCCGGGAGAUGGUCUUCGCGACCCAAAAAACGAACGGCAACGCGCGCGACGGCGCCGCGACGCCCGAGAGCCACCUGUCGAUCAACAUGGGCGGCCAGUCGCUGCUCCUGUACGACCUCAACGACCCGGACAACCCCCUCGAGCUCGCCUUCCAGCAGCGCUACGGGUCCAUCGUCGCCCACCAGUGGUUCGGCGACGGCUUCAUGAUGCUCGGCUUCUCCGAGGGGUUUCUGGUGGUCAUCUCGACGCACAUCUCGGAGAUCGGCGAGGAGCUCUUCUCGGGCCGGUUCCACCACAAGGCGCUCUACGACAUCGCCUACUCGCCGACGCUGAAGUACGCCGCCGUCGCCGGCGACACGGGCGUCAAGCUCGUCGAGAUGACCCACUUCAAGGACCUCAAGCGCGAGUCCAUCGGCCUCGACGCGACGGACGGGUCCAUCGAGAAGAUCGAGUGGAGCCCCGACGGCCACAUCCUGACGGCGGCGACGGAGGGCGGCGGCGUCCACGCCUUCCUCGCGCGCAUGCCCAUCGUCCACAACGCCCACGGGACGACGGUGGCCUACCUGUCGUCGCUCCGCGAGAUCACGGUCAUCGCCGCGCCGCCGCCACCGGCCGCUACUGGCCCCGGCGGCGCAUCGAGCCCGCCGCCGGACCAGCCGCGGCCCGUCGUCUUCCCCGUGGGCUUGGAGCCGUCCUUCGUCGCCGUCGGGCCCACGCACGUCGCCGUGGGCAUGAACAACGUCGUCAUGUACUACGCGUACGUCGACCCUAAAAGGCCCAAGGUCAACGAGCAGGAGUACCUGGGCAAGGUCGACAAGAUCUGCCUGAACGGCGCGCACGCGGCCGUGCUCAGCGGCACGCGCGUCACGCUCCACGAGAUCGAGGCCCAGGCCGGCGCGGGCACGCAGCGGAAGACGUUCCCGGUCCGCGAGGACGAGCACUUCGUCUGCGCGACGGCCAUCGCGCUCACGCGCGACUUCCUCAUCUACGGCACGCAGGCGGGCACGGUCGAGUUCUUCGCCGUGCACCCGGACGAGUGGACCAUGCUGCCGGGCGUCGAGCUGCGCCACGCGCACGCCGUCGCGUCCUUGCACCCGAACGCCGCGGGCACGCGCGUCGUCGUCGUCGACGCGCAGCACCAGGGCUUCAUCUACAACCCCGUGUCCGCGGAGCUCACGUCCAUCCCGUCCUUCCCGCCGUCGGUGCAGUGCGUCAUGUGGGACGCGCGCGACCGGAACGUGCUCCUCGUCGCCGACGGCAAGGAGCUCCACACGUACGUCUACGCGCACACGACGAUCAAGGGCCCCAUGGCGGCGAAGCUCGGGCCCGCGACGCCCGUGCAGCAGGGGCUCUACCCGAUCUGCAGUCGCGAGGGCACGAUCACGUGCCAGGUCGCGACGGGGAGCAUCACGUCCAUCACGUGCCCCCAGUACGAGCACAAGGAGGCCGGCGCGCCGCACCAGCUCGUCUUCUGCCAGAAUUUAGCCUUGCUGCGCCUCAAGGACGCCUGGAACGCCGCGCUGGCUUUAAAGAACCGCGCGUACUGGCUCGCGCUCAGCGGCAAGGCCAUGGAGAUCAUGGACAUCGACCUGGCGAUCCGCGUCUACCGCCAGCUCGGCGACGCGGGCAUGGUCAUGGGCCUCGAGCGCAUCGCCCACCUCGAGGACAAGAACCUGCUCGCGGGCCACGUGCUGCUGCUCUUCAGCAACUACAACGCCGCGCAGGACCUCUUCCUCUCGAGUUCGAAGCCGUCCUGCGCCCUCGAGAUGCGCCGCGACCUGCUCCACUGGGACCAGGCCCUCAAGCUCGCCCACACGCUCGACCCGUCCCAGGUGCCCUACAUCUCCGUCGCGUACGCGCAGCAAUUGGAAUUCAAGGGCGAGUACGAGACCGCGCUCCGCAUGUUCGAGGCGGCGCUGCGCGCCUGCGACGACCGGGGGGACGUGGGCGAGUCCAAGGACGGCUUCGGCGACGGGCCGCCGCCGACGGCCGCGCCGGGCGGCGCGCUGCCCGCGUCGUCCGCGUCGACGCGGCCCGUGUGCCUCGCGGGCGUCGCGCGGUGCACGCUGCGCAUGGGCGACCUGCGCCGGGGCAUCCAGUACGUCAAAGAAUCCUCCGACAAGGGCCUCUGCCGCGACUGCGCGGCGAUCCUCGAGGGCAUGAACCAGCACUCGGAGGCCGCGUCGCUCUUCGAGCUCGCGGAGCACUUCGAGAAGGCCGCGGCGAUCUACAUCCGCAAGCUGAACUUCACGCAGGCCGCGGCCAUCAUGCACAAGGUCGCUUUACCGAAACUCCACGCCCAGUACGCCAAGGCCUGCGAGGCCGCGGGCAAGCUCGGCGACGCGGUCAAGGCCUACGAGGUCGCGCACGACAUGGACUCGGUCGUGCGCCUCUACCUGGGCAACCUGAACCAGCCGGAGCGCGCCUUCGAGAUCGUGCGCAAGACGGAGAGCAGCGACGGCGCCCAGCUCGUCGCGCGGUUCUGCCAGCAGCAGGGCGACUUCCGCGGCGCGAUCGAGUUCCUGCUCAUGGCGAAGCGGAGCGACGAGGCUUUUAAUUUGUCCAAGCUCCACAGCCAGAUGGACGUCUACACGGCGGUUUUAGGCGACGCCAUCGCGCCCGACGACGCGCUGAGCGUCGCGCAGCACUACGAGGCCGUGCACGAGCUCGGCCUCGCGGGCCAGUUCUACGCGCUCUGCGGCCAGUACCCGCGGGCCCUCAAGCUCUUCAUCCAGUGCGGCGAGAAGGAGGUGCACCGCGCCAUCGAGAUCGUCGGCAAGGCGCGGAGCGACUCGCUCACGCACACGCUCAUCGACUUCCUCAUGGGCGAGCCCGACGGCGUGCCCAAGGACCCGAACUACAUCUACCGCCUCUACCUCGCGCUGGGCAACUUCCCCCAGGCGGCGAAGACGGCGGUGAUCAUCGCGCGCCAGGAGCAGGAUUUGGGGUCCUACAAGGCCGCGCACGCGAUCCUCUACGAGACGACGAUCCAGCUCGAGGCGCAGGAGGUCCACGUGCCCCAGAAUUUGCGGAAGCCCUUCAUCCUGCUCCACUCCUACCUCCUCGUGAAGAAGCUGAUCAAGGCCGGGGACCACGACGCGGCCGCGCGCAUGCUCCUCCGCGUCGCCAAGUCCAUCUCCAAGUUCCCGAGCCACGGCGCGCCAAUCCUCACGUCGACGGUCAUCGAGUGCCAGCGCGCGGGGCUCAAGGCGUCGGCCCACGAGUACGCGACGCAGCUCAUGCGGCCCGAGCUCCGCGGGAAGAUCGACCCCAAGUUCAAGCGGAAGAUCGAGCAGAUGAUCCGGCGGCCGAACCUCGAGGAGGAGCCCGAGCUCCUGUCGCCCUGCCCCAUCAGCGGCGUCAUGAUCCCCCGCACGGAGCUCGAGUGCCCGACGACCAAGGAGGAGAUCCCCAUGUGCGUCGUCACGGGCAGGCAUAUGGAGAAGGACGACUGGUGCGUCUGCCCGAACUCGAAGAUGCCCGCGCUCCACAGCGAGUACGCCAAGUACAUCAAGGCCGAGAUGAAGGCCGCGCGCGACCAGGCCAUGAAGAACGAGGCCAAGGGCGCGCCGGAGAAGGGCCAGCUCGACGUCCUCGACCCCGUCACGUCCCAGCCCAUCUCCCUCGACAAGCUCACGCUGCUCAAGAAGGACGAGGUCGAAAAGUUCCUCGAGAACUGGGCCAAGUGACACGCCCCGGUUUGGUAGUAGGGGGCCCGCACCCCGACCGACACCCGCCCGCCCCCGUAAGAGGUCGGCCCCG
Messenger RNA from Aureococcus anophagefferens, 4312 nucleotides. RefSeq lists its product as hypothetical. Gene Ontology annotation, cellular component: intraciliary transport particle A; cilium. Bases 1 to 4239 code for a protein of 1412 amino acids. The record is from RefSeq and is a predicted model, not a curated record. Gene Ontology annotation, molecular function: protein binding. The transcript is spliced from 2 exons. Gene Ontology annotation, biological process: intraciliary retrograde transport; cilium assembly. Lineage: Eukaryota; Pelagophyceae; Pelagomonadales; Pelagomonadaceae.